GUUUGACUGGAGUUGGGUUUAUAUUGGAUUUGUUGCAGCUCGAUCGCUUGCAUCUGAUUCGAUCCAGUGAAUUUGUUUGAGGAGCAGAGAGGAGGUGCAAGUAUUGAAGUUCGAGAUCCUGGGAAUCUCAGGUUGUAAGCUUGGUGCUUCUUAAUUAGUGGGGCUCCUUUCUUUCCGGGUUUCUAUGGCCUCCUCUUCAUCUCCAUCUUCAUCAGCUCAACCAUCUUCAUCAUCAACUGCUCAUGCGUGGAAGUAUGACGUGUUUCUGAGUUUCAGGGGUCCCGAUACACGGAGGGGCAUUGUAUCUCAAUUAUAUGAUCACCUGCACAACAAAAGGAGAAUUAAAACAUUUAUGGAUAAUACAUAUCUUGAAGUAGGGGAUAAUAUUUCUCCCACACUCCUUAAGGCAAUCGAAGAAUCAAGGUUUGCAAUUGUCGUUCUCUCUCCAAACUAUGCCUCUUCUUCUUGGUGUUUGGAGGAACUUGCAAAGAUCUGUGAGUGCAUGGAAGAAAACAACAGAAUUCUCCCACUUUUCUAUACUGUGGAACCCUCUGAUGUACGGCACGGGAAGGGGAGUUUCGAAGAGGCUUUCAAGAAGCAUGAAAGCUCUGGGCGAUACACAUCAGACAAGGUGCAACAGUGGAAAAAAGCUUUAAACAAAGUGGCUAGUUUCUCAGGGUGGGAUACAGACAAUAUCAAGACUGAUAUAGAACUCGUGGAGGAAAUUGUGGAUUGUGUUUGCAAAAGAAUACAACCUUUUGACAUUGAGUCCAUCGAAGAUUUUCAGGCGUAUGGAGCAACAAAAAAAGCCAUGGAUGAGGUUAUGGAGGCGCUUAGAGAUGGCGAUGUCACUGCUGUUGCGGUCCAGGGAAUGGGCGGCGUAGGCAAGACAACUAUGGUAAAAGAAGUCGGUGCACAAUGCAGAAAAAUUGGCCUAUUUCAUCAUGUCAUUAUGGGUGUGGUGUCCCAGAGCCUUGAAUUGACGAAGAUUCAAGACGCGUUGGCAGAGCAAUUGGGCAUUGAAAUAAAAGAGAAGACAGAAAGUGUAAGAGCUGCUAAAUUGAAGUCGGAGAUAAUGAGAAAAGAAAAGAUUCUUAUAAUCCUCGACGAUGUCUGGAAGAGUAUAGAAUUGGCAGAGAUAGGAAUUCCCAGCUACGAGGUGCUUCGAAUGCGCAAUUCCAAAGUCGUACUCACCACAAGGAGAGGGAAGGUCUCUAGUGUCAUGAGAUGCCAAAAACAGAUAACCCUCGAUAUCCUAUCAAUAGAUGAUUCUUGGUCCAUGUUUGUUCGAAACUUGCAUACAUCUUUGGAAUCCACGGGUUUUGAGAAUCUGGCGAGGAGGGUGGCUGGAGAAUGUAGGGGUUUACCGGUUGCAUUGAAAGCAGUUGCAAAGGCACUGGGGGAUAAGAACCUGGCUGAAUGGGAAAAAGCAGCUCAACGACUAGAGAAGUCGCAAAGUGCUAACCCUGACCAUGAGGAAGAUGAUGAAAAUGCAUUCAAAUGUAUAAGCCUGAGCUAUGAUUACUUAAAAGAUGAAGACCACACAUGCUUCUUGCUCUGUUGUCUAUACCCAGAAGACCAUGAAAUAGAAAUACAAGACUUGUUCAGGUAUGUGGUCGGAACAAGAUUCUUUCAAUUUGCCGGAACAAUAGAAGAAGCCAGAGGCACGCUAGUUUCUAUAGUCAAGUACCUGAAAGACUCUAGCUUGCUUUUGGAUGGCGGGGAAAAUGGAUGUGUAAGGAUGCAUGAUGUCGUCCGGGAUACAGCCAUUCGAAUUGCGGAAACUGAACGUGGGUUUUUGGUGAAAGCUGGCUUUGGUUUAAACGCUUGGCCUCACGGAUUGGAUAAAGGCUGCACUGCUAUUUCACUGAUGAGGAACGAAAUUCGCAAGCUACCCGAGGAAAAAUUGGUAUGUGAACAUCUCCAGAUUUUGUUACUAAAUCAAAAUUAUGUUUUAGAUCAGAUCCCAGAAUCAUUCUUUAAAAGACUGAAUGAAUUAAGGGUCUUGGAUGUCAGCGACACUCGUAUUUCCGUAUUACCCCGAUCAUUCAGUCUCUUGACCAACCUCCAAGCUUUGUAUUUAGAUGAAUGCUACUGUUUGAUUGACAUUUCCGUAGUGGGGAAACUUAAGAAUCUUAAAAUUCUUAGUGUGAGAAGUAGAACAACUGAACCUAUGGAAUUGCCGAGAGAAAUAGAACAUUUGACCAAUCUAAGCAUUUUGGAUGUCAGUCGAAACAGUUUAUCACAGUACUAUUGUAGUAAUGAGGUGGUCACAUUUCCAUGUGGAGUGAUAUCAAAGUUGCAUAAAUUAGAAGAACUGUACCUGGGGAUCUGUAAAUUUAAGGGCUUGGGGUGUGUAGCUGAGGGACGAGGAAAAGAAGCCAAUAUUGGGUUUGGUGAGAUAGCUGGUUUAUCAAAUUUGAAAAGAUUGCAUGUCGGCAUACCUCAUCACAAAUGCAUCCCUAACGAUGUUGAAGCCAAACCAGAUUGGGAUUACUUUUGUAUAAUCAUCGGCAGGUCCAAAAGCACUUCUGCAUACAGAUUUGGAGAUCGGGAUUCAAGAUCAUUGUUUCUUAAUAAACCAACAACCAUAAGCAUAUUACCUGAUUGGUUUAUCAACGCGGUGGCAAACAUAAUAGAGAAGCUAGAGUAUGAGAAGUGCGGAGGAUCCCUUGUUAUGGAAUAUGAGAGGUUACAUGAGCUCAAGCAUCUCAAAGUUCGUGGUUAUGGCAAUGAUUCCUGGAAAGAAUUGGUCAACACAACAGAACGAGUUCAACAGGGACCAGUGUUUGAGAAGUUGGAAUACUUGAUUCUGAUGAGUCUCCGCCACCUUGAGGAAUUGUGUGUUGGUGAUUUACCACCUGGGUUUCUGGUUAAUAUGAAGCAACUGGAUAUAUCUCGUUGUGCAGUGAAAAAUGUAUCAAAAUUUGUACAAAAAUUGCCAAGUCUGGAGGAAAUGUAUUUAUCCUGCAUGAAGGAACUGAAAUAUGUUUUUGGAUGCGAAGGGUGUGAGCUGAGAGUAUCAAAACUGAGAGACGUGAGAUUGUCGGCUCUAGAUUCCAUGAAGAGCAUUUGUAGUGGUCCUGCCCCACGCGUAAUGUUCCAGAGUAUUAAAAUUAUGACCAUCUACCGUUGUCGGCUGCUGCAAAGUCUGUUCGCAUGUGAUGUAGCCCAAUGUCUCUCUCAAUUGGAAGAACUUCGUGUAAAGUACUGCCCCUCGUUGGAAAGAGUAAUUGAAGAAGUGAAGAAAGAGAAGACGACUCUACCAAAAUUGAAGAUCUUGGAAUUGUGGGGACUUCGAAAGUUGUAUGGUGCAAGCAGCGGUACUGUUGAUAUCGAGUGUCCUUCAUUGGAACACGUGUUCGUGGUGGAUUGCCCCCAUCUUCCAUUUUCAAUCUCUAAUUCCGAUUACUUCAGUUCCUCAGAAAGGGGGAACGGGUUUUUUUCAGACCCCGCUGCUCACUACUUUGGUAGCACAAACCCAGUCCAACUCAAUCACCUAUCCCUUUCCGCCUACGCAGAAAGUUGAUGUGACCGACAUGACCUCUUUGUCGGAUCUGCGCAAGGCCUUCGUCGGCAGCGGUCUCUGAUGGAAAGGACAACUGUCCGAAGAGACAAUUGGUACGACUUUCUUCAUAGCCCAAGGCAGGGAGAUUUGACGAAGGAAGGAGAUCGGAUCCGGGUCUCCAAUUCUCGGGUUGCAGGUGACGCAGCUCCUCUGGUGCUUCCAGCAGAGUACAACGACGGGAAAUCAAAAGCUUGGAUUGAUGGUUUGAGUAUUGGUUUAUUUUCUUCUCCACUUGUAGAGAAGUGGUACGCAGCCCUAUGGUGGAAGAACAAUGUUCUGUCCAGCUUUGCUUUCCUGUGGAGCUGAAUAAUGGAACCAUGGUGGAAGAUAUUCACGUUGUUGGUUUCCUGAGUAAACUUCUUGAAACGAAAAUAACGCAAGUUCUUCGGUUCAAGCAUAAACAGAUCUACACUGGGUGUUUCAGUAUUCUUGGCGGUAAUAAGCCCCCAGGAACUGCUAAUGUUCGUGGAGAUAUAAGCAUAAAUUUUUCUUGGGAUCCAGAAAUCUCCUCGAAGCUGGUUGAUCUUACUUUGGAUGAAAUAUUACGUCUUUAAGAGGAGGGGCCUUAAGCUGAGGAUGGUUGAUACCAUCCUUGAAAGUGAGCAAAGAACCCAUGAAAAUGGGAUCCAGGAGAAUUACUACUGGCUGGAGAGGAUUUUGCACAGCUACCAGUCAAGGAUCUACUCUGGCGAUGUUGGGACUUGUUUUGAGCCUCAAGAGGAAGGUCGGUUAAAAGUUAGACAAUCUCUGACCCCAGGAACAGCACAGUUGGCAUUACGAAACAUACUACCUUAUCCUUGAAGAGCUUAAGUUUCGUUGGAAGAAGGAACUCUCAUAGCUAUGGUUUCUGCUCCUUCUCAUGGAUAGGCUUCCAUUAAUGUCCAAACUUCCUACAGCUUGAGGAUUGGUAACUAAUCAAUGGACAUGUUGGAGUUGGAUAAUCUUGAGCAAACGGAGCGGUUAAAUGGUAGAGAACUUACUGCUGAGUUGUUGAAUGAAUUGUUUGGUGAGAACUAUGGACCAGUGACAAACCAUGUUGUUCGAGGGUAUGGAAUUGGAGUAGAGUGGCUUGAUGUUCCUGGAAUACAAACAACAAAUCCAACAUUAUCCCUUGAUGUAGCAUCACUAAGGUUUGAACUACAGGUAUUGCGUGCUGAGAUCAUCAAGUUGACAAAUGAAGCAGCACUCACUGAAGUUGCAGAGAAGCAAUCUCUAUCAAUCAACUCCAAUGGAAGGGUAUGUGCACUUACUUGGACAGUAGGCUUUAGGAGUUUGUUUUUGAGGCAUAUUGCUAGUAUCUAUACUUCAUCUCAUUAUUUUAGACUCUGUUAGUAUCUAUUAGGGUCCUUUUGGAGAUGAAUUAUGUAUAUUUUGUGUAAUGCUUCUGCUACAUUAGGUACAACAAUAUUAGCUUCUUAGAUUCUGACUAGGAAGUACUAUAAUCAUGUAAUUAUUGUGGUCUGGAAAUGACCCUUUCUGUAUAUUGCUCAAUGAAAUGAUGAAAUGUGUAGCAAUUUAAUGUAGCAAAUCUAAUAUUCGAAUUGA
Argentina anserina (silverweed cinquefoil) is the source of this 5113-nucleotide messenger RNA. Its product is annotated as disease resistance protein At4g27190-like. Gene Ontology annotation, biological process: signal transduction. NCBI's taxonomy places the organism in Eukaryota, Viridiplantae, Streptophyta, Magnoliopsida, Rosales, Rosaceae. The record is from RefSeq and is a predicted model, not a curated record. Gene Ontology annotation, molecular function: protein binding; ADP binding.